ACUCAUGCUGGGACUUGCAGCGCCGCCGGUGACGUCACCUCGCCCAGAAGACUACACUUCCCGGCAUGCCUAGGGCGGGGCACGGCGAGACUGAGUGAGAGCAGGGCGGAGGAGGACUACACCUCCCAGCGUGCCCCGCGCGUCCCGUGACGGGGGGAGGGGAUUGCGGCGGCCGAGCUGCUGCUGCUUCCGGGCUGAGCGAGUGUCGGUGCCGCAGGUGACGCAGCUCUCGGGCCCCGCACAGGGCGCAGCAUGGAGGCCGUGCCCCGGAUGCCCAUGAUAUGGCUGGACCUCAAGGAGGCCGGGGAGUUCGGCUUCAGCCAGGCUGUCAGACAGUUUGUCCUGAAGAAUUAUGGGGAGAAUCCUGACAAUUACAAAGAGGAGCUGAAGAAGCUGGAGCAGCUGAGAGAGAGCGCUAUCAGUGUGCCUCGGGACUUUGAAGGAUGCAGCGUCCUGCGCAAGUACUUCGGCCAGCUCCACUACCUGCAGAGUCGCAUCCCCAUGGGGUCUGAGCAGGAGGCGGCUGUCCCCAUCACCUGGACUGAAAUCUUCUCCGGGAAAUCCGUGACUCACGCUGACAUCAAGUACGAGCAGGCCUGCGUCCUGUACAAUUUGGGAGCUUUACACUCGAUGCUGGGGGCUAUGGACAAGAGAGUCUCGGAGGAGGGGAUGAAGAUUUCAUGCACUCACUUCCAGUGUGCGGCCGGAGCCUUCUCCUAUCUGCGCGAGCACUUCGCUCAUUCGUACAGCGUGGACAUGAGCCACCAAAUCCUGAACCUGAACAUAAACCUGAUGCUGGGCCAGGCCCAGGAGUGUCUAUUGGAGAAAUCCAUGCUGGAUAACAGGAAGAGCUUCCUAGUGGCCAGGAUCAGUGCACAGGUAGUAGAUUAUUACAAGGAAGCCUGCCGGGCCCUGGAGAACUCGGAGACUGCUUCUCUGCUCGGGAAGAUCCAGAAGGACUGGAAGAAGCUGGUGCAGAUGAAGAUUUACUACUUUGCAGCCAUUGCUCACCUGCAUAUGGGGAAGCAGGCAGAGGAGCAGCAGAAGUACGGGGAGCAGGUGGCCUAUUUACAGAGUGCGCUAGACAAGCUGAAUGAAGCCGUCAAACAGUCCAAGGGCCAGCCGUCCACUGUACAGGACGCUCUGCGCUUCACCAUGGAUGUCAUCGGUGGGAAGUUCAAUUCUUCCAAGAAAGACAAUGAUUUCAUCUACCAUGAGUCUGUGCCAGCGCUGGACACGCUGCAAGCUGUGAAAGGUGCCCCUCUGGUUAAAGCUCUUCCAGUGAACCCCACUGACCCUGCUGUGACUGGGCCCGAUAUCUUCUCUAAGCUGGUACCGAUGGCAGCUCAUGAGGCAUCGUCACUGUACAGUGAGGAGAAAGCGAAACUCCUGCGUGACAUCAUGUCCAAGAUAGAAGCCAAGAACGAAAUCCUCGAUCAGUUCACAGACUCCCUGCAGCUGGAUCCGGACACGGUGGAUAAUCUGGACAUCUACACUCGCAUCCCGCCUGCCCUGAUGGAGAAAUGCGCUGCGCUGAGUGUACGGCCGGACACUGUGAAGAGUCUAGUCCAGUCUAUGCAGGUACUGUCUGGAGUGUACACCGAUGUGGAGGCGUCGCUGAAGGACAUCAAGUUCCUGCUGGAUGAAGAUGAGAAGCAAGAGGAGAAGCUGCAGGAUGAGGUUGGAAAGCAGGCAAAUGCACCGCCCUCGCCUUCCAUUGCAGAAGUGAGCAAGGAAUGGACCAAAUACAUGGAGGUGCAUGAGAAGGCCAGCUUCACCAACACCGAGCUGCAUAAAGCUAUGAAUCAGCACAUCGGCAACCUGCGGCUGCUCACCGGGCCCCUAGACCAACUCCAGCAAGCGCUUCCUGCCCCCAACCUGACUGAGGAUGACACAUCUGUGCUGCAGAACCUGAAGAGGAUCCUAAACAAGGUGCAGGAGAUGAGAGAGCAGCGGCUGUCUCUGGAGCAGCAGCUGCGGGACACCAUACAGAAGGAUGACAUCACCACCUCUCUGGUCACCACCGACCGCUCGGAGAUGAAGAAACUUUUUGCGGAACAGCUGAAGAAGUACGAGCAGUUAAAGGUUUACAUUGACCAAAACCUUUCGGCUCAAGAGAACAUCUUAAAAGCCCUGACGGAAGCCAAUGUCAAAUACGCGCCUAUACGGAAAAUUCUCACAGAGUCUGAACAAAAGUGGAACCACACUGUGCAGACUCUCAUCUCUUCCUUUGAGGCCUAUGAGGACCUAAUGAAGAAGUCUCAGGAAGGAAAAGAUUUUUAUGCAGACUUGGAAAGCAAAGUUGCCAAACUUCUGGAGAAAGCUCGGGGAAGCUACGAGGCCUCUCAGGCCAGCCGACUGCAGAUCCUGGAACGGGAACUGAAGAAGAAACCGCCUCCUCGUCCAACAGCCCCAAAGCCGGCGCUGGAGAAGAAGUCUUCCGACCUGGACCUUGAGAACGUUCCUGCUGCCGAUCUUGCAGACAUGCAGCAGUUCCUCUCUGAUCUCCCUGAAGAGCUGAGGAGUUUACCUCCCGAAGCCCUGAUCGCUCACCUGGACCGGUUGUCUGCAGAUGCCCUGGGCGUAUUUCCCGUAGAUCCAGUAGCUGCGUAUAGUGGAAUAAGGCCGCCUGGUACAAACCCUUACAGGGAUGGUAGAACAGCAAGUGCUCCUAUGCCAGAUCCACUAGCAGUGCCUUUCAGCCAGGCUUCUUAUAAUGCUUUCCCUGGACAAACCCAACAAUAUGCUGCUCGUAUUAUGCACGGUCACGCCUUCCCGCCAGUCUCUUAUGGCAAUAUUCCUCCAGUGAGCUCUGGCACUGCCAUCUCUUCACAGUUCAUGCAUCCAUCUGCUGCUCAUCCCAGUGGGCCAAGUCAUAUACCAAUUUCUUCACCAUCGCAAAUUCCAAACAUGUAUCCAGCAAGGGGACCAAACCAAGCAUCUGCUACUAUGCCGCAAGGUUACUUCACUCAGAGGACUUCCCCGCAGCAUGUACCAAUGCCAGUUUCUGGAGCGGCACCACCGGCACCUCAGUUUAAGCCAACUGCUGCAAUGGCCUAUGGAAUGGGGCAGCAAGUUCCACAGUCGUCGGCUGUACCUGUUGCCUUUAACCAGUAUGUCCAGCCUUCCGAUUCAAGACUGCAUUUCCCUAAUCCAGCACCAAUGAAUAAUUUUCAUCCUCAGGUUACACAAGGCAUUCGUCCAGCCACCACUACAGUAGACAGCAUUCAAGGGCCCAUUUCAAGCUACACAGCUCCCAGGUUGCCAGGCCCAGCCUCCACGGGGGCACCUCUGAACAACCAGCCCUUGCCACCAAACUUUUCUCAGAGUGGUUAUAUGGGAGCCACAGGGCAUCCAGUAAUGGGUCCGACCACUCCAUUUCCAUAUUCUCAAAGCGGAAUUCAGAAUUACGUUCAACCAUCCCCACCACAUUUACCACAUCCUCAGUCAGCUCAGAUGUUUCCGAUGCCUGGGCAGUCCCAUCUAAGGCUGGACAUGCAGGGACGGCAGCAGCCUUUUCCUGGACAGCCUCAAUUUACACCUCAGAUGAGGGCUGUCCUCCAUCCACAGCCACCUCCUGCCUAUCAGCCCCAGGGGCAGCCUCCAGGAAUGCCCUUUAUUAACCAAAUGCCACCUCAGCAGCAGUUCCAGCAGUUUGCAGUGCAGCCUUCACACCCAUCAGUUCAAGCCCCUCCGCACUUAAUGCCUCAGCGGUAUCCAGUCGCUCACCAGGAUAAACUGCCUCAGCAGCCUCUCCACACAACCUUUCCUGGUGCCCUGCCUAGAGUAUCUCCCCAGCCGGUACAAGCUGUACCUCCACCCAUGAGUCAGUCAUCAUCUCAAAUUCUCCCCCAUCCUGCAGUUCCCACAAUGCAAACUCUACCUCCUGGUUCAACGUCCCAAAUUGCACCGACAGUGCCCUUUGUUCCCCCUGCAAGACACACAGUACCCCCUGCUAGUGGUGUAGUUAAUUCAAUACCACCUGGAACUCAAAUGACAAUAGGAGCACCUCAGGCUGCGCCUCUACCUCAUCACAUACAACCUCCUGGUAGCCCAGCUGUGGGCCAGUUACCAGGUACUUCAGGAGCGCCGGCCAUUCCUUCUCCGGCACCUUCUCCCCAGCCAUCCCUGGUUGUCCAACCUCCAGCAGUCCUUUCAUCUACUGCUGUGUCUACCUCCACAGCUAUGCCUCAGAGGCCGCCCCCUACUUUGACGCCUGGUACAACACCGUUAAGUCAAGGCUCUAAUGAACCCGUCUUUCAGCGACAGAGCUCCACCACAGAUGACCUUCUGUCAUCUAGCCCUGAGAGCCAACAUGGAGGGUCUAAAACAUCAGUUGGUUUGUUGCAACCAACUAAGGCUGAUUCUAAAGAUGGGCAGAAACCCAAGAGCAUCCAGCUGAUCGAGAAUGAUCCGUAUGAAAAGCCGGAACGUGUCAUGAGGUUGUUGUCUGAGCUUGAACGUUUCCGUGUUGUGGUUGGAGCUCUUGAAAAACCGGUACCUGGUGCUGCAACCCAGUUGGAUUUCAUGUGGAAAGAGUUCCAGGAUGCCCAAGAGAAGGAGGCUAGGCACCUUUCCAUCGCCAUUGCUCGUUGUUAUACCAUGAAGAACAGGCACCAGGACAUUAUGCCCUAUGACAAAAAUCGCAUUUUCCUACAGUCUGGGAAGGACGAUUACAUCAAUGCUAGCAAGAUUGAGGAUCUUUCACCAUACUGCCCUACCGUCAUUGCCACGCAGGCUCCGCUGGUAGGAACAGCCUCAGACUUCUGGUUAAUGAUUUAUGAACAGAAGGUCUCGUUGAUUGUCAUGUUGGUGUCGGACCUGGAGAUUGAAAAGCAAAAAGUGGUGCGGUAUUUCCCCAGCGAGCGCGGUCAGCCUCUGCUACAUGGGCACAUCACGCUGACCCUCACCAGCCACAAAGUGGCCGAUACACACGUGGAGAGGGUGAUUUCACUGCAGUACAAGGACCAAAGCCUGAAGCGUUCUAUCAUCCACCUACAGUUCACGUCCUGGCCUGAGCUGGGGCUCCCUGACAGUAAGGGACAUCUGUUGCGUUUCAUCCAGGAUGUGCAUAAACACUACUUACACCAGCGCCCCCUCCACACACCCAUUGUGGUGCACUGCAGCUCUGGCGUGGGGCGGACCGGGGCUUUCUGCCUCCUAUAUGCCGCCGUGCAGGAGGUGGAGGCUGGCAACGGUAUCCCUGAUCUGGCAGAGCUGGUGAAGAAGAUGAGGCAGCAGAGGAAGCACAUGCUGCAUGAGAAGAUACACUUGAAGUUCUGCUACGAGGCGGUCCUGAAGCUCGCAGAACAGGUUCUACAGCGACACGGCGUCUGCACCCCCUCCUCCAGCAAGCCACAGCACAGCUCUACCCAGAAGCUGUACACCCUGCAAGAUCCGCAGGACAUUGUUCUUGGCGGAGACAUGCCCAUCAGCUCAAUCCAAGCUACCAUUGCAAAGCUGAGUAUUAAACCCUGCUCCGGCAGCCCUGAGAGUACCAACCAUUGCCAGCCAGCUCCACUUCAAGACCCUUUCAUAAACGAGCAGCUAUCAAGUGAGAUCCUACACCUUGUGCUUCCUUCCAGCUCCUCGCAGCCAGAUCUUGCAGCGCAGAUAAACGCUGAGCCGCAUUCAUCUCCCAUCCAUCCUCAGGCUGCUGCCAAUGGCCCUACCAGCACCGUUACCGCUGAAGCUACCAACCACAGUGCCUCCAUCUCUGCCGAGGCCAUGCCGAGUCCAGAGCACGUUUCUGCUCCUAUACCUCCAUCGUCAUCAUCGUCGUCCUCUCUCAACCUGCUGGCCUCUCUGACCCCUGAAACCUUCAGCUUGGACAACUCUCAGCGGGGAAAGCAGAGGAUGAACAAGAAUAGCUUUCUCCAGCCACAGAACGGAGGGGGCCUGGCACGGGGUGGAAAAACGGGCGAUGACCCUCUGAAUAUGCUGGACCCACUGUGGACACUGAAUAAAACAUAGUCUGUGUGGAGACGGAAGACCUCUGGACAAAGUUGUCCUUUCCACUCCACACCCUGGAUUUGGGAACAUAGUCACUCUCAGACCACAGGUGUAGGCACUGUACUAUCUCCUCUGGGUCCAUUAGAACAUAAAUACUUAUUCGUAGAUAUAAUACACUCCCCUGGACUCUUCUUGCUGCCUUAACAUGACACUAGACUCUUGCUGGGCGACCCUAUGGACUUACCAUGGAAACAGUGCCAAUACGCUGGUAAGAACCAAGUGGGCAGCCCAACACUCACCUGGCAGUAACACUUACUGCUUUGCUCAAAUGGUUAUCAUCUGACCCAAGGACCGCAGGUGCGGCAAAUGUAGCAUCAGUGGGAUUGGUCUUGUGGCGGGCCGCUCCAGCUGGCUGUGCUUUGGACGUGGACCCCCGGAUACAGUGGAAUAAUGCUGCCUUACAUAGCAAGGGAUCUCUUGGUCAGACGCCCUCUUACGUCAGUGUGUAGAUGACCCUUUGCAGUACAUUGUCAUUUGUUAUACAGCCCGGCAAUGGAUCUUGUAUUCCUGAAAACCGUUGACUGUUAGAAGAUGGAAACGCAGUAACACUAGAAAGGGGAAGACGUGAUCACUGACAUCUAUCUUAUGAAAUCUUUGCAAAUACUAGUAAAGUGCGAGUAAUAAACAUUCUCUAACAUUUAUCGCCAUUUAUAAGGGAACCUUCACUUGUUUCAAAGUUCUUAGUUUUGUACCCACUGCUUAUAGCAGCCCAGCUUCCAUUAGUAUGAUGCAUCAUUGGGUGUAGUACCAUCUUAUCACCUGCAGGGUUCAGUAUGGAGAGAUUUACCAUCUGUGCGCAGUAACAGCUGAGAUAUUGCAGAGAGAGCCUCCUGUUUCUAUCCGAAAUACAGUGCAUUAAGUAGCUUUGAUACACAUAACACAUUAUCUCCAGCAUGUGGGAAAAUAACUUGUCGUUCUUGGGGAACAGAGAUUCUUGGCACUGAAGGGGCAAUAUACAGUGGAAGCAGCGACCUGAUUGACUGAAACGAUACUCCUGCUGACCUCACGGAGAAAAAGCAUUCGCCAGGGACACCGUGGGCCUCGGAGAUAUGGCUGCUUCCCAGAGACCGAGCCGGCUGCAUGCCCAGGAUUAUGUAGGCCUAUGCUGGGUGUAGUUGUUGUUGGCACCUUAUUAAAGAUAAUUACCGUACAUACAA
This is a messenger RNA of Pseudophryne corroboree (corroboree frog), 7169 nucleotides long. RefSeq names its product protein tyrosine phosphatase non-receptor type 23 (gene PTPN23). Lineage: Eukaryota; Metazoa; Chordata; Amphibia; Anura; Myobatrachidae. Gene Ontology annotation, cellular component: endosome. Gene Ontology annotation, biological process: early endosome to late endosome transport; protein transport to vacuole involved in ubiquitin-dependent protein catabolic process via the multivesicular body sorting pathway; protein dephosphorylation. Gene Ontology annotation, molecular function: protein tyrosine phosphatase activity; protein binding. The record is from RefSeq and is a predicted model, not a curated record. The transcript is spliced from 25 exons. The coding region runs from base 253 to 5973 and encodes 1906 amino acids.